Messenger RNA from Apus apus (common swift), 2112 nucleotides. Its product is annotated as solute carrier family 22 member 2-like. Gene Ontology annotation, biological process: transmembrane transport. Gene Ontology annotation, cellular component: membrane. The record is from RefSeq and is a predicted model, not a curated record. Lineage: Eukaryota; Metazoa; Chordata; Aves; Apodiformes; Apodidae. The transcript has 11 exons. Bases 22 to 1686 code for a protein of 554 amino acids.
AAUGAGUGGCAACAUACAAAGAUGCCAACCCUGGAUGACAUUUUAGAGCAGAUUGGAGAAUUUGACUUCUUUCAGAAACAAACCCUCUUUGUGCUAUGCCUGCUUUCUGCUGCCUUCACCCCAGUGUACGUGGGUAUCUUCUUCUUUGGGUUCAUCCCCGAGCAUCGCUGCUUCAGCCCCGGGGUGGCUGAGCUGAGCCAGCGCUGUGGCUGGAGCCUGGAGGAGCAGCUGAAUCUCACGGUUCCUGAGUGGGGCGGCCACGGGGCCAGUUUCAGCAGCCGCUGCAGGAGGUACGAGGUGGACUGGAACACGACGGGCGUCAGCUGCACCGACCCCCUCGGCAGCCUCGUGGGCAACCGGAGCACCGUCCCUCUGGGUCCCUGCCGGGAUGGCUGGGUCUACGACUCACCGGGAACCUCUCUUGUGACUGAGUUUAACCUGGUGUGUGAGGACUCCUGGAAGCUGGACCUCUUCCAGUCAUGUGUGAAUGCUGGGUUUUUUAUUGGCUCCAUGAGCAUUGGCUACAUAGCAGAUAGGUUUGGCCGCAAACACUGCCUCCUGGUCACAGUCCUGGUCACUGCUGUCUCAGGGGUUCUCAUGGCCUUUGCACCGAGCUACAGCUGGACAGUCACCUUCCGCCUGGUGCAGGGACUGGUCAGCAAGGGGGCCUGGCUGACAGGCUAUGUCCUCAUUGCAGAAUUUGUUGGCUCAAACUACCGGAGGGCAGUGGGCAUCACUUACCAGCUUGCAUUCAGCGUGGGACUCCUUGUCCUCACUGCCCUGGCGUACGCGCUUCCGCACUGGAGGUGGCUCCAGCUCACAGUCACACUGCCCAAUUUCUUCUUCCUGCUCUACUACUGGUGUCUGCCUGAGUCUCCCAGAUGGCUCAUAGCUCAAAAGCAAAAUGACAAAGCUAUGGAAGUUAUUAAGCAGAUCGCCAAGGGAAAUAAGAAGAAGCUGCCUGUCUCUUUCCAGAAUCUCAGCUCUGAAGAUGAAGAUGGAGAAAAGCUGAAACCUUCAUUUCUAGACCUGCUCAGAACACCUCAGAUCAGAAAACACACAUUCAUUUUGAUGUACAGUUGGUUCACAAGCUCUGUCCUCUACCAGGGGCUCAUCAUGUACAUGGGAGUAGCUGCUGGGAACAUGUAUCUGGAUUUCCUCUAUUCUGCACUCGUCGAGUUCCCUGCUGCCUUCAUCCUCAUGCUAACACUGGACCGUGUUGGGCGUCGCUACCCCUGGGCUGUGGCAAAUGUGGUGGCAGGUGGUGCUUGUCUCCUUACAGCCUUAGUCCCACAGACUCUUAAUUGGCUUAAAAUGACUGCAGCUUGCUUGGGCAGGAUGGGCAUUACCAUGUGCUAUGAAAUAAUUUGUGUGGUAAAUCCUGAGCUGUAUCCAACAUUUCUCAGGAACCUAGGAGUCCUCGUCUGCUCAUCCAUGUGCGACCUGGGUGGGAUCAUGACCCCCUUCCUUGUGUACAGACUGGCGGAGAUCUGGCACGAACUGCCCCUAGUCAUCUUUGCUGUGAUUGGUUUAAUUGAUGGUGGCUUGGUUUUGCUCCUGCCUGAGAUGAAGGGAAAGACUCUACCCGAGACCAUUGAAGAUGCUGAAAAUCUGCAUAGGCAAGAGAGAAGCAAAGAAAAAAAUAUUUAUCUCCAUGUUCUGAGUUCUGAAGCUGCCUGCAAGUAAGAAUCAUAGAAUUGUUUAAGUUGGAAGAGACCUAUAAGAUCAUCAAGUCCAGCUGUUAACCUAGCACUGUCCACCACUAAACCAUGUCCCUAAGCACCAGAUGUAAGCCCCUGUUGCUUCCCAGUUAGUCCUUUCUUACUGACAAAUAAGUACAAAAAAUAAGUACAUCUAAGCCCAGGCUGGCUUUGAAGCUUUUGAAUCCCAGAAUUUUCCUGUAUAUUACGUAAGCUGGAAAAUGAAAAAGAAGACAAAGAAGAAGUGGAGGCAAUGAAGCCUCACAAUGUGGGGGGCUGUGUGCAGGUACAACAUUAUUAGGGAUCUGUGAUGAGGCAGGGGGAGAAAGUGCCAUCAUGGACAUGCACUGGGAGCAGCAUGAACAAAACAGGAUGCUGUUCAUAUUAAAACAUAUUCAUGUUUGUGUUUAUG